UAGGCCCUCAGCACGUGUUCUCAUCUCUCUCUCUCUCUCUCUCUCUCUCUCUCUCUGCGGGAGCGUCUAUGUCGAAGGAAGCUGAAAUGGGGAGCUCAUCCAAGGGCGAGUCAGGCAGCGACGGCGACAAUUCGAGCGGCGGCGGCAACCCUCCCAACUCCGCCUCCACUGUCUUCUCCGAGGGGGAGAAGGUCCUCGCCUUCCACGGCCCCCGGAUCUACGAGGCCAAGGUUCAAAAGGCUGAGGUUCGGAAGAAUGAAUGGAGAUACUUUGUUCACUACCUUGUAAGUAGUUUAUUUUGGGAUGAAUGGGUAGGCCCAGAGCGUCUAAUGAAAUAUACUGAGGAAAAUAUCUUGAAGCAGCAAGUUCUUGAUAAGAAACAAGGCGUAGACAAGAACCCAAAGUCAGGUCGUAUGAUUCAGAGUAAGCCAAAAAGCAUUACCGAUGCGAAAGUCGAUAAGGAGGAUGUUAAGAGCACUGUGACGAAAGGCAAGAAGCGAAAGAGUGAAGCUGGCGUUGAGAAAGACAAUGAAUCAGUGGAGAAGCCUGUCAAGAUUCAAAUUCCAUCAGCAUUAAGGAAGCAACUUGUUGAUGACUGGGAAUUUGUUACUCAGAGGGAUAAGCUUGUUAAACUUCCCCGUUCUCCGAGUGUUGAUGAUAUUUUCACAAAUUACUUGGAAUACAGGUCCAAGAAGGAUGGCAUGAUGACCGACUUAAUAGGAGAAAUCUUGAAAGGAUUGCGUUGUUACUUUGACAUAGCAUUGCCCGUGAUGCUCUUGUACAAAAAGGAGCGCCAACAGUAUCGCGAAGCAGUUGUAGAUGACAUCUCUCCAUCAACUAUUUACGGUGCUGAACAUCUCCUGAGGCUUUUUGUAAAGCUGCCCGAGUUAUUGGCUCAUGUGAACAUUGAAGAGGAAACCUUGACGCGGUUGCAGCAGAAGCUGCUCGACUUUCUCAAGUUCCUACAGAAGAACCAAAGCACCUUCUUCCUCUCUGCAUAUGAAGGGUCCAAAGCUUCAGAAGGGAAAGGAAAGAGGAAAGAUGAGUGAGCAUCGCCGGAGCAUCCACUGCUCCGUUCCCUACCAUUUCCAAUUAAUCAGGGGAUGCCAUCGGUUAACAACUCUGAUACCGUGGAAUUCUCUGCCCAUUAAAAGCCGGAAGAAUUCCUUUGCCUGUGCUGUUGUGACAUUAGCAUUGACUAGUCCAUUCUUUCUUUUAUGAUCUGCUUCCCCCUGUAGUGAAGUGGGGGGAUAGUUGGUGAAUUACCGGUAUAUGAUUCAUUCGGCGCGUUCUUACGCUGACCAUCGUUUCUUUCUCAGACAAGACCAACUGUCGGGGUAUUUCGGAUUCGUCGAGACUCACUAUUGUACUUGACAAGAACCUCGAGACUCCCAACAAUCGAUAAGAAAAAAACACAAUUUACCUCAUCAA
Syzygium oleosum is the source of this 1431-nucleotide messenger RNA. RefSeq names its product protein MRG1. NCBI's taxonomy places the organism in Eukaryota, Viridiplantae, Streptophyta, Magnoliopsida, Myrtales, Myrtaceae. Gene Ontology annotation, cellular component: nucleus; histone acetyltransferase complex. Gene Ontology annotation, biological process: regulation of DNA-templated transcription; chromatin organization. The coding region runs from base 69 to 1049 and encodes 326 amino acids. The transcript has 10 exons. The record is from RefSeq and is a predicted model, not a curated record.